Dichotomopilus funicola is the source of this 1026-nucleotide messenger RNA. Its product is annotated as chaperonin 10-like protein. The transcript has 7 exons. Gene Ontology annotation, molecular function: alcohol dehydrogenase (NAD+) activity; zinc ion binding. Bases 1 to 1026 code for a protein of 341 amino acids. Lineage: Eukaryota; Fungi; Ascomycota; Sordariomycetes; Sordariales; Chaetomiaceae. Gene Ontology annotation, cellular component: cytoplasm. The record is from RefSeq and is a predicted model, not a curated record.
AUGUCUGCUUCGCUUCCCAAGACCUUCAAGAAGGCAGCCUUCACCGAGAAGGGUGGCCGCCUCAGCAUUCAGGAGGCCCAGCUGGAGGGACCUGCCAAGGGCGAGGUGCUGGUGAAGGUCGAGGCCUGCGGUGUCUGCCACUCGGACUCCUUUGUGAAGUACAACGCGUACGGCGUUGGUUAUCCCUUGACUCCUGGCCAUGAGAUCAUCGGCCGCGUGGCAGCUCUCGGCGAGGGCGUAGAUGGGUGGAACGUCGGCGACCGGAUUGGUGGGGGCUGGCACGGUGGCCAUGAUGGUAUCUGCGGGUCGUGCAAGAAGAGCCUCUUUCAGAUGUGCAGCAACAAGGCGAUCAACGGCGUGACCCGUAACGGCGGGUACGCCGAGUACGUCAACCUCCGGGCCGAAUCAGGCGUGCGGAUCCCCGAGGGCAUCGACGCAGCCGAGUACGCGCCCCAGCUCUGCGCGGGCGUAACCGUCUUCAACUCAAUCCGGCAACAAGGCGUCGGCGCCGGUGAGACGGUCGCAAUUGAAGGGCUCGGCGGCCUUGGCCACUUGGGCGUGCAGUUCGCCAACAAGUUCGGUUACCACACCGUUGCCAUCUCGCGAGGUGCCGACAAGGAGAAGUUUGCGCGCGAGCUUGGUGCGCACGAUUACAUUGACUCGACGCAAGGCCCUCCGGGGGAGGCGCUGCAGAAGCUGGGAGGUGCCGCGCUGAUUGUGACGACGAAUCCGCAUGGCGAUAAGAUUCCUGAGUUGUUGGAUGGGUUGGGCCCGAAGGGGAAGUUGUUGAUUUUGUCUGUGCAUGGUGACAUUCCCUUCAACGUGACCAAGUUGGUUGCAAAGGGGUUGUCAAUUACUUCAUGGCCUUCCGGCCACGCGACUGACAGCGAGGACACCAUCCGUUUUGUCCAGCUAGAGAACAUUAAAUGCAUGAUUGAAAAGUUUCCGCUGGAGAAGGCCAAUGAAGCUUAUGACGCCAUGAUGGACGGCAAGGUCCGCUUUAGGGCUGUUAUCAGCUUUGAGUAA